AUCCAGAUCCAGAUCCAGAUUCAGAUUGCUGCUGCUGCUGCUCACUUCCAUUUUACACCCGUACCACCAUCACAAACCCUAGGUUCCUCUUCAACCUCACCCAAUCCCCACGGUUCCGCAAGCUAUGGCGGACGAGCAAGUCGCUGCGUCGCCGGAACCCACCUCUGCUCCCCUUGACACUCACAAGAGAAAGCUUGACGACUUGGAGCUCAACAACGCAUCCGAACCUCCUCCUCACCAUGUUUCCGAUCUACUCUCCGAGAUUAAUGGGGCGCAGCAGCAACAGCCGCACGAAGACAAAGAGGAGGAAAAGGAAGGGAAUGAAUGUACAGAUGAAUCUGAUGCUAAACGCCAGCGGCGCGAGACCAAUGGCGAUAACGGUAGCGAAAACGAGCCCGUUCAAAGAAAUGGACACCAGGAUGAUGAGAAAGAAGAUAAUCCAAAACCAGACGAAGCAGAGCAGCCCAGACCUGCUGAUGACAAUGCAAAGUCUGUGGAAGUUCAAGAAACCUUGAAAGAAGGUGUGGAGGUUUCUAAUAAAGAACUUGCAUCUGAUGAGAAUUAUAAUGUGGGGAUUGGCAGUGGUGUUGAACCUUGUAAACCAAAUGAAGCAGUUGAGAAGCCUUCGGAAGAGAUUCCUAGAGAGGGAGAUGUUCCAGUUCCAUCUAUUGAAAGGCACACAGGUUCAGGCACCCAACUACUGUCACGCAAGAUUGAGGUUCCCAAUGAUAAGGUUGGUGUCCUUAUUGGAAAGGCAGGAGAUACUAUCCGUUCUCUACAGGACAACUCAGGUGCCAAAAUUCAGAUUAUGAGGGAUGCUGAUGCUGAUCCGCGGUCAGCCACCAGGCCUUUGGAACUAGUUGGAACCUUGGAAAGUAUAAACAAGGCUGAGAAGUUGAUAAAGGAUGUAAUUGCUGAGGCUGAUGCUGGAGGUUCUCCUUCGCUUGUUGCUCGGGGAUUCAGCACCGUCCAGGCUGCCAGUGGUGGUGAACAACUUGAGCUAAAGGUCCCAAUAGAAAAGGUUGGUUUGAUUAUUGGCAAGGGUGGAGAAACAAUCAGAAACUUGCAGACAAGAUCAGGGGCACGCAUUCAGUUGAUCCAACAAAAUCCAGCUGCUGAUGGUGAACAAACUAGGGAGAGGACUGUCAGAGUGACUGGUAUUGGCGCACAGAUUGAGGCUGCUAGAGAAAUGAUUCAAGAUGUUAUGAAUCAGACUGCAAGGCCGUCACCGCUUUCUGGAGGAUACAACCAGCAGAGUUAUCGUCCACGCGGACCUUCAGGUCCACAAUGGGGACCUCGUGGUCCUCAUCAUGCACAAUUCUCUGGUUAUGAUUAUCCACAAAGAGGUCCAUUUCCUUCACCAAAUUCACAAUACCCACCUCUGCCGUAUGGUAAUUAUCCUCCAUCACAAGGUCAAAGGAGCAAUUUUGGUCCAAGUUGGGAGCAAAGGCCUCCCCCAUCAUAUCAUGGACCCUCACCUCAGCAGGGUAAUUAUAACUAUGGACAGCAACAUGGUCCAGAAUAUGGCCAUCCACCACCCCCUUAUUCUCAAGCUUCCGCACAACCCUAUGGUCAUAGCUAUGAGGUGAAAUAUGAUCACCAUCCGUCGUCACAGCAUUUUGGCCCCAUGGGAUCACAGCCAGCACCAUAUGCUCACGGGGCCCCACAUUAUGGUCCACAGGACCCGUACGGUAAUAAACCACCCCUGUAUGGCAUGCCGCCGCAGCCGCAGGUUCAAGCACCUCAUCAUCAACCCUAUGGUCAGCCUAGGCCUAAUCAGCCAGGAGAAAUGCCUUAUCAGGGUCAAGGUUCAUCAGCUCAGGUAUAUGGUCGAAACAUGGCAUCUCAACAGCCUUAUCCGCCCUAUGCUUCAAGUGGUGUGAUGCAGCAGCAGCAGCAGCAGAGUUAUCCCUCUUAUGGUACUGCUCUGGGUACAGAAGCAUAUGGUGGCCACACAGCAGCAGCAGCAGCUCCUGGUUAUGGUCCCCAAGGUGGGCAGCCUGUUGUCGGGUAUGGGCAGUCGGCAACACAACAGCCCCCUUUGUAUCCCCAGACAGGAGGUUAUGGAUCAUAUCCACCGACCCAGCCUGGUUAUGCUGAGCAACCUACUACUGCCGACAAUGCAGGAUACGGUUAUCAAACAGACCCAGCUUAUGGCACUGCCCAGGCUGCAGCUGCUGCUGCUGCUUAUCCUUCCGCUGCUCCUGGUCAGGGCGGUUACGCCCAGUCAUCUCAGACCCAGCAGCAGCCUACUUAUGAACAGCAGGCAGCUAGUUAUGGAACUGUACCAGGUGGCGGUGCGGCGCCCACUGGCUAUGGUAAAAGUGCAUCGCCUCAACCUCCUGUUGCAGCAGCAGCUACGGCAUACCCCCAGUAUGAUUCUAGUCAGGUUUACGGUGGUGGACACCGCUGAUCUUAAACCAUCCUUUCCAUUAUAAUAGUAGAGCUAUUAUAUAUUAUACAUAUAUAGCUAGUUUAUAGCGGUUGCAUCUUGCGGUUGUUGAGCUCUCUCUCCCCCUCGCUCUGAUUACUGUGACUCUGUACCAAGAGACGACUUUGUAAGGACGAUCAUAAUUGUGCUGUUUGGAUUAUUUGGUAGUUAAAAAGACCACCCUCGCCGGCGCCGAAGCUGUUGCUGGGUGUUGCGUGCUC
Messenger RNA from Andrographis paniculata, 2652 nucleotides. RefSeq lists its product as uncharacterized. Bases 125 to 2413 code for a protein of 762 amino acids. Lineage: Eukaryota; Viridiplantae; Streptophyta; Magnoliopsida; Lamiales; Acanthaceae. The record is from RefSeq and is a predicted model, not a curated record. Gene Ontology annotation, biological process: regulation of gene expression. Gene Ontology annotation, molecular function: mRNA binding. Gene Ontology annotation, cellular component: cytoplasm. The transcript has 8 exons.